Molecule: messenger RNA, 489 nt
Organism: Medioppia subpectinata
Lineage: Eukaryota; Metazoa; Arthropoda; Arachnida; Sarcoptiformes; Oppiidae
Source: the annotation of a GenBank genome assembly
AUGUCUACGAUCACAACCCAUACCCACCCGGCCAUCGAUACCAUACCUGCCAGAGCUGUCUCAUUACCGGCUAAUCUCUUACUAUUACAGCAAUCGGUGUUGGAUUCGGUGAAAUCGGAUCGUGUGAUAAACACCGGGCCUGAAGAGGACAGACGCCGGCGGACUAUAAUUGUCGAGAAACGUAACCAAUCAUUUGGAUUCACAUUACAGACCUACGGCAUAAAGCACCAUCGUGAAGGUGAUGUAGAGCUACUGACCUACGUUGACCAUGUUGAAUACGAUGGACCCGCAUUCAGGGGCGGUAUGAGACCCGGCGAUGUUAUACUGUCCAUAAAUGGCCGCGAUAUGGAAAGGGCCGAUCACAAGACCUUGGUCAAAUAUAUUAGCGCGUGCGAAAAAACCAUGAGGAUCGUGGUACUUUUUGAGGACUGUGUCCGCAAAGUGGAGCUCCAUAUCAAGUAUUUAAAGCUUAAGGUCAUGUGUUGUUAA